Molecule: messenger RNA, 594 nt
Organism: Glossina fuscipes
Lineage: Eukaryota; Metazoa; Arthropoda; Insecta; Diptera; Glossinidae
Gene: Vha14-1
Product: V-type proton ATPase subunit F 1
Exons: 4
Coding region: 36-410 (124 amino acids)
Biological process (GO): proton transmembrane transport
Cellular component (GO): proton-transporting V-type ATPase, V1 domain; membrane
Molecular function (GO): proton-transporting ATPase activity, rotational mechanism
Source: RefSeq, a predicted model, not a curated record
AUUGCUCGUACUUGCUUUUAAAAAAAAAAGAAAAGAUGUCUUUACAUUCUGCCAUUAAAGGAAAAUUAAUAUCCGUAAUUGGUGACGAGGAUACCUGCGUUGGUUUUCUCUUAGGAGGAGUCGGAGAAAUUAACAAAAAUCGUCAUCCCAAUUUUAUGGUAGUCGAUAAGAAUACUGCUGUAAGCGAAAUCGAGGAUUGUUUUAAACGUUUUCUGAAGCGUGAUGACAUCGAUAUAAUUCUCAUCAACCAGAACUACGCAGAGCUCAUUCGUCACGUUAUAGAUGCACAUUCCUCUCCAGUGCCAGCCGUUCUUGAAAUCCCAUCCAAAGAUCAUCCAUAUGACGCCAGUAAAGAUUCCAUUCUACGACGUGCCCGAGGCAUGUUUAACCCCGAAGAUUUAGUUCGCUAGAUAUGUUGGUCGAGCCCAUUGAUGUGUUUGAUAACAACUGGAUUAGUUUUUCUUAUUGCAAAUAUUCUUGUUAUUAAUUUAAGUGUUCACGGCAUUCGUAAAUAAAAUACUUGCUUAAUACAUUUUGAAUCGUGCAUCGUCUUACAAACUUCUUUGUAAGACGAAAAACUGCAUAAUACGUUAA